Molecule: messenger RNA, 1917 nt
Organism: Psylliodes chrysocephalus
Lineage: Eukaryota; Metazoa; Arthropoda; Insecta; Coleoptera; Chrysomelidae
Source: the annotation of a GenBank genome assembly
AUGAUAGCGGCCGCAAUUCCAGUAAAUGUAGAACAUAAAGUAGAACAUAAAGUAGAACAUAAAGUAGAACAUAAAGUAGAACAUAAAGUAGAACAUAAAGUAGAACAUAAAGUAGAACAUAAAGUAGAACAUAAAGUAGAACAUAAAGUAGAACAUAAAGUAGAACAUAAAGUAGAACAUAAAGUAGAACAUAAAGCAGAACAUAAAGCAGAACAUAAAGCAGAACAUAAAGCAGAACAUAAAGUAAAACAUAAAGUAGAACAUAAAGUAGAACAUAAAGUAAAACAUAAAGUAGAACAUAAAGUAGAACAUAAAGUAGAACAUAAAGUAGAACAUAAAGUAAAACAUAAAGUAAAACAUAAAGUAGAACAUAAAGUAGAACAUAAAGUAGAACAUAAAGUAGAACAUAAAGUAGAACAUAAAGUAGAACAUAAAGUAGAACAUAAAGUAGAACAUAAAGUAGAACAUAAAGUAGAACAUAAAGUAGAACAUAAAGUAGAACAUAAAGUAGAACAUAAAGUAGAACAUAAAGUAGAACAUAAAGUAGAACAUAAAGUAGAACAUAAAGUAGAACAUAAAGUAGAACAUAAAGUAGAACAUAAAGUAGAACAUAAAGUAGAACAUAAAGUAGAACAUAAAGUAGAACAUAAAGUAGAACAUAAAGUAGAACAUAAAGUAGAACAUAAAGUAGAACAUAAAGUAGAACAUAAAGUAGAACAUAAAGUAGAACAUAAAGUAGAACAUAAAGUAGAACAUAAAGUAGAACAUAAAGUAGAACAUAAAGUAGAACAUAAAGUAGAACAUAAAGUAGAACAUAAAGUAGAACAUAAAGUAGAACAUAAAGUAGAACAUAAAGUAAAACAUAAAGUAGAACAUAAAGUAGAACAUAAAGUAGAACAUAAAGUAGAACAUAAAGUAGAACAUAAAGUAGAACAUAAAGUAGAACAUAAAGUAGAACAUAAAGUAGAACAUAAAGUAGAACAUAAAGUAGAACAUAAAGUAGAACAUAAAGUAGAACAUAAAGUAGAACAUAAAGUAGAACAUAAGGUAGAAUAUAAAGUGGAACAUAAAGUAGAAAAUAAAGUAAAACAUAAAGUAGAACAUAAAGUAGAACAUAAAGUAAAACAUAAAGUAGAACAUAAAGUAGAACAUAAAGUAGAACAUAAAGUAGAACAUAAAGUAAAACAUAAAGUAAAACAUAAAGUAGAACAUAAAGUAGAACAUAAAGUAGAACAUAAAGUAGAACAUAAAGUAGAACAUAAAGUAGAACAUAAAGUAGAACAUAAAGUAGAACAUAAAGUAGAACAUAAAGUAGAACAUAAAGUAGAACAUAAAGUAGAACAUAAAGUAGAACAUAAAGUAGAACAUAAAGUAGAACAUAAAGUAGAACAUAAAGUAGAACAUAAAGUAGAACAUAAAGUAGAACAUAAAGUAGAACAUAAAGUAGAACAUAAAGUAGAACAUAAAGUAGAACAUAAAGUAGAACAUAAAGUAGAACAUAAAGUAGAACAUAAAGUAGAACAUAAAGUAGAACAUAAAGUAGAACAUAAAGUAGAACAUAAAGUAGAACAUAAAGUAGAACAUAAAGUAGAACAUAAAGUAGAACAUAAAGUAGAACAUAAAGUAGAACAUAAAGUAAAACAUAAAGUAGAACAUAAAGUAGAACAUAAAGUAGAACAUAAAGUAGAACAUAAAGUAGAACAUAAAGUAGAACAUAAAGUAGAACAUAAAGUAGAACAUAAAGUAGAACAUAAAGUAGAACAUAAAGUAGAACAUAAAGUAGAACAUAAAGUAGAACAUAAAAGUCAGACGUCACUAACGAAUAAAGUGAAGAAAAGGAAGAUGAAGAUGAGACUGAUGCUGUUGACGAAGAUGGUGAAGAUUUUUCCAAUGAAUCUGAUGUUUUUUGUUUGUUGA